Messenger RNA from Octopus sinensis (East Asian common octopus), 408 nucleotides. RefSeq lists its product as uncharacterized. NCBI's taxonomy places the organism in Eukaryota, Metazoa, Mollusca, Cephalopoda, Octopoda, Octopodidae. The coding region runs from base 1 to 408 and encodes 135 amino acids. The transcript has a single exon. The record is from RefSeq and is a predicted model, not a curated record.
AUGGUGUCUACUUUGACCGAGCUUAAAGAAAAGGCAUUUCUCACAUUGCACGACAACUUCAAAAAUAUAGCAUGGUUCGCAGAGAGACCUAUUUUAGUACCUUGGAAUGAAAACUUUGAUAAAUUAAAACAUGAACUCCUCCACAGUCUACCUGGAGAUGCUUUAAUGUUUGUCUCCAUUGGUACUACCAUCGAUGAACAUGCCGCACUUCAGUAUCCAGUUGAAUUUCUCAACUCCCGACAACCCACAAAACUGCCACCUCAUAAGUCGUUCCUAGAGAAAGGUGCACCUAUCAUGCUCUUGAGGAAUUUCGAAAAACCACCACGACUAUUCAAUGGUACAAGAUUGACUGUAACUACAAUGAUAAGUCAUAUCCUAGAAGCAACCAUUAUUGCUAGUUGCCAUUGA